UAGCACCACGAAAGAGAUGUGAUGCACCCGUUGAACUGCUAUCUCGUUUGCGUGAUGCUUGACAUGGUACCUUUGGCUGGACAAUCAGCUUCCUGUAAUUCUACUUUGAGACUGCUGGUGAGUUUCUGACCUGUCAAACAUCUGAUAAGAUCUGCCAUCCAUACAGAUGAUUCCUUCAAUACCAAAUCCUCACCUCCCGGACAGACAGACGGGAUGGCGAGUCCCUCUCAUUCAUCAAUCAAGGUCUGAACACUGUCAAGAUGCCCUCACAACAUACGUGCGCGCUGUCGGACUCCUCUUCAGUAGCGUCGAUAUAGUCCGUACAGAUCCGAGGCCGUGGUUGGCUGUUUCAAUGAGAUCCCACGUCGAGCCGGGACUCGCGCGGCAAGGACAGAUCCAGGUCGACAUCCGGAAGCCGCCAAAGGCCUUGAUCCGACCCCGAGCUGAUUGGGACACACAGCAUAGAAGAUGCGACGAGGACGAGCGGCUGACCCUCGCACCGAACCAGCCUGGAUGGAUUCAUAUGCAGUCCACCCACCGAUGAGGAGCACCAGGGUCAGCUAAUUAUCCGCACUGCGCAACUACAGGGGACGCUUCAAACUGCUCAAGCCCAGCCUUGCUUUGAAUUACAGACACAGGUGACACUUAGCUGUACGUGAGGAGAACUCGGCAACGCUCUGACAGGGGUUGCUGGUUUUCCUCUCUCAGAAACAACAAAUUCCAGCGCGGUUGUCUGCCUCCCACUGGAGAAUUGAAGCUGAAGGCAGCGUAGCAGCCCGGCUAGAAAGACCCUGCGUGCCCAUUUCAUGGCUCAGACACCUCGUCCUACAAUCUCUCCAACCGAACGGGACGACAGUCUUAACGGGAACGGGAGACAUGCACUUCAUACGGAGAUGCCCAUCAUGAUCCAUCGACCGACACUUCGAGUAGCGCAACUUUUACUAUCAAGAGGCUGGAAGCGAAGAGCUGAGCUGGGUCAAGCUGGAGUCGAGCUGGGAGCUGCGGCUUUAGACGGAGACUGGAUUAUAUUCAAUUGACUAUAUGCAAUGGGACACGGCGAUGAGGACGGAAGGCUGUCUUUGUCCUGUAGUGCCUCUGAGAGUGCGUACAUUUCUCUUCUCUCCUCGGCCCUCCCAUUUUCCCCUUCUACCUCUCUGAGGUUGAAAAUGUGUCCAUUUCAUUUCUCCUUCCUUGCAGAUCCUGGUUGGUUGGUCAGAGGGAGGGUGAUGGUGCCCACUGGAGAUCAG
Cladophialophora immunda is the source of this 1247-nucleotide messenger RNA. RefSeq lists its product as uncharacterized. The transcript has a single exon. The coding region runs from base 167 to 544 and encodes 125 amino acids. Lineage: Eukaryota; Fungi; Ascomycota; Eurotiomycetes; Chaetothyriales; Herpotrichiellaceae. The record is from RefSeq and is a predicted model, not a curated record.